This is a messenger RNA of Octopus sinensis (East Asian common octopus), 594 nucleotides long. RefSeq lists its product as uncharacterized. The record is from RefSeq and is a predicted model, not a curated record. Bases 1 to 594 code for a protein of 197 amino acids. The transcript has 2 exons. Gene Ontology annotation, molecular function: protein binding. Lineage: Eukaryota; Metazoa; Mollusca; Cephalopoda; Octopoda; Octopodidae.
AUGAAAAGAUUAUCCCUUUCUGGGAGGGCGAUUGGUUGUUUGGGGGACUUUGCCUCCCUCGGGCAGAUCGAGCAUCUCAGCGAACUGGAUUUGAGUGAAAAUUCGAUUUGUUCGUGGAGUGAUAACAUUCCGCAGAGGAUUCGGCGUGAUUGGUGCAUUUCGUACCUUCCAAGUCUGCGUGUUCUCAACAGGACGAGAGUGAGUGACCAAGACCGAGAGAAUGCAGAACGGGCGUUCAUUAGACACUACACACAGAGACAUGACAAGCCAGAGCGGUUUUACGAACUGAGGGAGAUCCACGGGGAUUUGGGUCCUCUCUUGGAUGUGGACUUGACGCCUCCCAAGGUUGUCAGUUUAAGACUUUUUUGCGAUGGAUUUUGCAGCAAGACUGUCCCUGUCAGUGUCAAAAUGUCUGUCACUGAGCUCAGAAAGCUGAUUUGUCGAGAAUUGUUCGACAACAAAAGAAACAUCAAGUUUAAAAUGUUUCACGACAACCACGUCGGGGGGCCAGAGGAGCUUAAAUAUCCUAACAAACUACUCUACAGUCUUCGGAUUUGUGACGAGGACACAAUCUUGGUUGUGACUCUCAACUGA